UCUGUUUUAUCCCACUCUAUCUCGUCCUCUCUUUUCUGUUGGUGCUGAACGGUUCCUGUUGUGUUUUCUUUGUUAUAUCUCUUCUUCUAUCACAGCUCCAUUAUAUCCACUUCAGGCUCACAUUCACAUUCUUAUCUUGUUCUUAUAUAUCGGUUUCUAUCUCGAGUCUCUCAGAUCUCGUCCUCGACCUAUUCUCCAGAUAUCCACAUCCCAUCCCACAAUUAUACAUGUUAUAAUAUUCUCUCAAUAAGCCCCAUCUUUCUAUUUUUAUUUUAUCCAUUCCUUUUUGUCUUGUUGUAUUUCUUCCUCCCUUUUAUAGUAUAAAACUGCAAUAUCAUUGUAUUAUAUUAUAUUCUACUAUAUUAUAUCAUCAGCCAUUAAUCCUCUCUUUUCCAUCGUCUCAAUAGUUUCAAUACUUCCAAUACUUCCAUACCUCCAAUACACCACAAAUGUCUUUCACUCUGCUGACAAAACUAUUCUUUUUGUUUCUAUGGAAUGUCUGCUUUCAAUCCACUUUUGCUUUGGCUUCAGUGCUCCCACUACCCACUUUGCUACUAGGCUCCACCAAUGGCCAAGUUCUAUAUUCUAACAUGAAAUUCGGCUUCAACAAUCAGUAUAUCAGAUUAAGAAUAGAUUUAACUCACCCCAAUGCCUGGAUCUUCGAUAGCAGCCAUUACAACAUUUGUGAAUCCUUAUCAAUCACUCCAACUUCAACCUCAUCUUUCCAGUCAACUCUAAUAACUUCCCUAGUAAAUUCUCAAUCUCCAACCCAAACUACCUCUUCUGCCUCCACAUCUCAAUCGGUUUUCUCAUCCUGUAUCAAUUAUCCUGGUGGUUUAGAUAAAUCAAACUCUUCUUCCUUCAACUACGUAAGCCAGUAUUACAAUUCAACCGACGAAUCAUAUAACGAUUAUUCUUACACCUUUCAAUCUUUUAUGGCCCUCAAUAGUGUGGCGUAUAAUGGCAAAUUGGCAACUGAUAUCAUAAACUUCCCCUACAUAAUACCCACUUCGAAUAAUUAUGAUAACAAUGGUGAUGAUGAUGAUGACAAUGAUGAAGAAGAAAAAGAUGAUGAUGAUUAUAAUAACAACGACAGUGAUAACAGAAACUUCAGUGCCGAUACUUCAAGCGAAGACGCCAACCAAGUCUUUAGUGUCUCCAUCAAUAACCAAAAAAACAACUCGUAUUCUUCAAAUGACUUCCUAUUCCUAUUCUCAAAUUAUUCAACUGUAAGAACCGCAGGUUUAGGUCUAAGUGCCCCUUAUUCAAACCAGUUUUCUUUUAAAGAUAACCAACUACUAAACAAUUCCCCAGAUCCUUAUUUCAUCAAUUAUUUAAAAUCCUCAAAUUUAAUCAACUCUUCCUCCUUCUCCCUACUCUAUAACAGCUUUGAGUCAAUGACCACCGACGAGAACAAUCAUGAUCAGAAUAACAACAACUCACUAACCUUCAACUCAAAUGAUACUUUUAUAACAAAAUAUAACAAAAGAAGAUCCCUCUUCAACUCAACAAAUUCUGGCCUACUAAUCCUCGGCGGUUAUAAUAAAAACCUAUUUAUGGGUGACUUAAUCUCCUUCAACUUCAUCCCAUACAUCGGCUGUCUUUAUAAUACCGAUAAUAACGAAUACAACGACAAUGACCAAAACUAUUUGGCUGACUCAAACUUGCCCAUCUUGCCCUUGACUGGAAUGUCCGUAACAAACGAUGAUAACACUUCCUUCUGGAUCUCAAAUGAAAACUUCCUUUCCCCUGUAGUACUAGACUCAAGAGUCCUCUAUAAUUAUUUGCCAAUAGAACUAAUCAUCCAAUUAGCUAUCCAAUUAGAUGCCUACUACGUUCUUGACUCCUCAAAUAAUUACGAAUGGCUAAUGAAAUGCUCCGUUGGUGAUAUCAAUGCAACUGUGGAUUUCAUCUUUGGAAACUUGACCAUAAAAAUCCCAAUCUAUGAAUUAAUUGAACCUGCUUAUGAUUCGUCUUCCAACAGCAUUCUAACUUUUAGCUCAACUAACCAACAAGCUUGUUCUUUAAAAUUUAGACCUUCAUAUGAAAGUGGCUACUCAAUCCUAGGUGUCCCCUUUCUAAAAUAUAUUUACUUGGUAGUAGACCAAGAAAAUCGUCAACUAGCCAUGGCCCAAUCAAAAUCAAACAUAGAUUUCCUAAUAUCAAACUUGGAUUAUGAAUCAAAUAUAAACCAAAUGGUUACCAUCAAUUCAACCUCAAAUCAAAUCUUAAUACCUUCUGCCAAAAAUAACAAUAUAACCGCUUACGACUCAUCCUUAAGCUCAACUGCUGAUUUUUAUAACCAAUUAACUCUAACUGUUCAAAACGUAACUUCUCCUGGUGCUGUGUCUGUUAGAUACGGUGAUGAAGUUGUUAGCAUAAUCAGUGGCAAAAUCUUCACUCAAGGUGAAAAUCCUUCUUCUGAUCCAAAUCCUCUGACAACAGCAAAUACCUCAGAAACUUCUUCAAAUUUAGCAAUAAACCAUACUUAUAAUAAAUAUAAUAAUAUUGUCCUAUACAUGAUAAUAUCCUCAUUGUCAUUAUUUAUAAGUUUUAUCUUAUAAAUUUAAUUAAAAAGAAAUUAUAUCCAAUUUAUAUUGAAAUUAUAUCCAAAUCAAAC
Ascoidea rubescens DSM 1968 is the source of this 2620-nucleotide messenger RNA. It is a transcript of the gene YPS7, whose product is annotated as putative aspartic endopeptidase. The transcript has a single exon. NCBI's taxonomy places the organism in Eukaryota, Fungi, Ascomycota, Saccharomycetes, Ascoideales, Ascoideaceae. The record is from RefSeq and is a predicted model, not a curated record. The coding region runs from base 450 to 2564 and encodes 704 amino acids.